CAUUUCGUGCUAAUAUAAGGGAAAUAUAGCAAGAUCAGCUGGUUGAAAUUAUGUCACGUGACUGCUCCGCAAACAAUAUGGCAGCGUCCUGUGCCGUAAAGUGUGCGAUACGACGAGGUUGUGCUGCGCUGCUCCAGACAGGCGGCAGGGCGCGCCCAACCUGGGCAGGCUACGUUGAGCCGUGCCGCUCUUUCUUCUGGAGGAAGUGGCAAAGGUCCCAUAGCAUAGUGCGGCCAGCUGUGGUGUGCCCCGCCUAUGCCAUUCCCAAGCACAUAAUGAGGCCAGACUAUGUGACGACAGGCGUCGUGCCAGACUGGGCAGACUACAUAGAAAUUAAAGAUGAAGAUCAGAUUCAGGGUUUGCGGAGAGCCUGUCAGCUGGCGCGCCACAUCCUGCUGCUGGCUGGGAGGAGCCUGAAGGUUGGCAUGACGACUGAUGAAAUAGACUUUAUUGUUCAUCAAGAGGCAAUCAGACAUAAUGCCUACCCCUCUCCCCUGCGCUAUGGAGGCUUUCCAAAAUCAGUCUGCACCUCCGUGAACAAUGUGGUGUGUCAUGGUAUACCUGACAGUCGGCCUCUUCAAGAAGGAGAUAUUAUCAACAUUGAUGUCACAGUAUACUUGGAGGGUUACCAUGGUGACACCUCAGAGACGUUCCUCAUUGGCAAAGUGGAUGAGCGCGGCAGGAGGCUGGUGGAGGCAGCAAGAAGGUGUCGGGAUGAGGCCAUCGUCGCCUGCAGGCCUGGUGCUCCUCUCUGCGUCAUAGGGAAUACGAUCAGCCAAAUGGCAGACUCCUACGGGUUCCAGGUGUGUCCAUAUUUUAUUGGACAUGGGAUUGGGUCCUAUUUCCAUGGUCACCCAGAGAUAUGGCAUCAUGCCAAUGACAAUGACAUGCUUAUGGAGGAAGGGAUGGCUUUCACAAUAGUAUUCUCAGGCUUGGGGGGUGAUGGUGCUUAGUCAGGAAGUCCAUAUAUUGUUCAGGUAAUCCAUUCUAUCCAGCAAAAUAGGGGUGACACACUGAGGCCAAAAACUAUAAUAUUCCCUAUGAGCAAGCCACAGAGGCACAAGAGACAUGGAAGACCUCUGUCCAGAAGUUAAACAACUCAAAGGAAGAGCACUUAGGGGAACCGCAUGGAGACUCAGAGCUUCUCCCCCCUCAGUCUGUAGUGGACUGCAGCAACAAAAUAGUUUCUGUGUUUCAAAAAUGAACAGCGUUCAUCGUUUCAUUCACAUAAUGCAAAAAAUGAUUUCCCUGUCAUGUCCAGAUUUGAACAUCACCUUCAAAUUUUGUACUUGUAAUACCAAGUGCACAUUUAAUUGAAUGUAAUUCAAAAGGAUUAUAAUGAGUUUUUAUAUUUGUGGGGGAAUAAUGUUGGGAAUAUUAGGCUUGUUAGCCACAUCUGCUUGUUUCUAUUUCCAUUCUGAUGUUAAUAGAAAUUGUUUGGCUCUGUGUUCAAUCUUAAAAAUAUUGUUAAUACUUAUUUUAUAAUAUUUUAGCAGUUGUACCCUGGCAUGGAGAUUUGUAUAUUUUCCUGUUUUCUUUAGACUGGUAUGAAUAAAUAAUGGCCUGAAUGACUUACUGUAUAUCUUAAGUGUGAUAAACCUGUUUGGGAACUGAAGUGAGAUGUAUAUAUGUUUUCAUUUUAUUCAUCUCUAAAACCUUACAUUUUUUGUUGCAUUCUUGCUUGUCCUCACUGAAUUUGCUGUGA
Molecule: messenger RNA, 1705 nt
Organism: Anguilla rostrata (American eel)
Lineage: Eukaryota; Metazoa; Chordata; Actinopteri; Anguilliformes; Anguillidae
Gene: metap1d
Product: methionyl aminopeptidase type 1D (mitochondrial)
Exons: 9
Coding region: 51-953 (300 amino acids)
Biological process (GO): proteolysis
Cellular component (GO): mitochondrion
Molecular function (GO): metalloaminopeptidase activity
Source: RefSeq, a predicted model, not a curated record